Messenger RNA from Brenthis ino (lesser marbled fritillary), 1086 nucleotides. Lineage: Eukaryota; Metazoa; Arthropoda; Insecta; Lepidoptera; Nymphalidae. The record is from the annotation of a GenBank genome assembly.
AUGAGCGGCACAGCUGCCCGCCCCGCCUGCCAUGCAGCGACUGCGCACCACCUUCAAACGAUCCCGGACUCCAACGCCGCAGGACAUGAAGACGCAAAGCAGCCUCGAAGUGCCCAAGCAGAAAAUAAAGAAUUUCGCAUUCAUGAAGUUCAAACUCUGAUUGACAAUCUCAGUACUGAGCAAGCAGAAAUUGAAAACCUUCAAGUUAGGUCGGUCCGGUCGGCGUCAUUCGAUGAGAUACAGCUCGAAGCGGCGCGCGGGGCAGGCGCUAGUUCUCUGCUAGCAGUACCGCAGCAGGGCGCACGCAGCCGCUCCUUUGACUCUGCCGGAUCUGAUGACUCGGGCACUUACUUAGAGGUACCACGUCUGUGGUCUCGACGCCGAUCUGGGAAAGGUACACCGCCACCAUGUGUUCAUUGUCGUCAUAUGGAAACUUGGUUAGCGCGUCGCAGCGAAGAACGAUCUACGCCUGAAAGACCACCUGCAUCUUCCUCAGCUGAGGAUGACGAUGAUGAGGAUGAUGAAAGUGAUGCAGAUAUACCGAGAGUUCUUCUUGCACCAGCCCCUAAAACAUUAUUACCGCCACCGCCACAGUCACCACCGCCUUCACCAGGCGCACCAUCCUUCGAAUUACAACCACCAGUCGAUGAACCAUUAAUUCUACCUCAAAGGCGACGUUCAAUUUCAAGACAAGAAGCAUUUUUUGUGGAACCUACUGGCAGUUCAUUAGAAAAUGUUCAAGCAUCAGAGCAAGCAAACAAUGCAAAGGACAGCUUGGUUCACGAUAUUUAUUUAGCCGUACCUGAAUUAAAACGUGAUCGUGCUGCAUCUGUAGAUUCGUGUUUUUCAAAAGUUUCCGGCGGGGCAAGAGCAGAAGAAUUAAGUGAGGGUGGUGAUUGCUUAACGGUUCCGGGAACGAGUCUUCGAUCGCGAUCAGUGGAUAUUGUCCUGCCAACGGCUGAACAAUCACGUUACAAGGCACUUGCAUUGACAUCCUCUCAAGUUCCACCGCAAAUUAAUUAUCAGGUGCCCGAGGAGGAGCCUGUUCCUGUGGUUUUACAAACUUUCGACAGCAGGUCAGUAACU